Molecule: messenger RNA, 1371 nt
Organism: Suhomyces tanzawaensis NRRL Y-17324
Lineage: Eukaryota; Fungi; Ascomycota; Pichiomycetes; Serinales; Debaryomycetaceae
Product: protein kinase regulatory subunit
Exons: 1
Coding region: 1-1371 (456 amino acids)
Biological process (GO): activation of protein kinase activity; autophagy of peroxisome; autophagosome assembly
Cellular component (GO): phagophore assembly site; Atg1/ULK1 kinase complex
Molecular function (GO): molecular adaptor activity; protein kinase activator activity
Source: RefSeq, a predicted model, not a curated record
AUGGCAAUUUCUGAGGCCAACAUAAAAGAAUGGACUCAACAGGCCCAGGAGACCCUUCAACGGGCCCAGGCGCUCUGUACCGGUGCAGAGACGCUGCUAAAGUCCAUGUCAUACCAGCUCACAUCGCAUUUACCGGAGCUAUUCACGAAAUGCUCGCAGACAGUGGAGGGUGUCAAGCGACAGCAUGAGGGAGUAGGCAAGGUGAUCGAGAGCAUCAGAAACAAUGUAUCAAGUAUACUUGAGGAAUCACAGCAAAAGAAGGCGUCCAUAGAGCCUGUAAUGAAAGAAUUCGACCAAGUUUUGGGCCAAUUGGCCAGAACUGGAGUGCCCAGGUUCUUGAUUGCGUCCCCUGGGGCAACAGACUCACCGAAGACACUUAAGGAUUUCAUAUCAAUCGACUCAAUCGAUCGCUUGAGAACUGAGAUAGACGUUUACGGGAGAAAUACCGACAAGAUAGCGAAACUCCUCCUGGAAGAGUUUGUACAUGGCAUCCAAGAACCUUACAAAAUCGCCUCCAAAAACUACUCGAGGAUCAUUAAACAAUACGAUGACAUGACUCCCCUACAAUUGGAUUUGAUAGCUCUUGGAGGGACAGGACCUUAUGAGAGUCAUAAUUUAAUAAGCACGAUCUUGAAGGAAAAUGCAUCCUUGGAGAACGAGCUCGUAUCGAUAUUGGAGAUGCUCACGAACCACUACGAUCAAUGUACCCAAGGGAUGCAGGCUUUUAAUUCAGGGAUAUCGAGUGAGUUUCUCCAGGUCUUGAGCAACGACUCAGUGGAGUUACCUGAGGUUUUGAGGGAAUUGAAUACUGUUUGUGAGAUUGUUCAUAAUAACGAGAUUCGAGCUAGUAAAUUCCUCAAUGGUCAAUUGCCCAUUUUAAACCUGAUUCUCGAGGGGUCUGAUCGGCAGAUAAUGAUGUAUCGCUCAUUGAGAAGUACCAGGAUCCCCAAGAUUAUGCUUUUAUGCGACGCUUGCAAACUGAUUGACAGUCUUCCUCAGCAUACGGAGACAAUUUCGCAAUUGAGCUACCACUACAACCAGUUUUUGAAGGUGUACCGCACCCAGUAUUUAUCUGAGUUGCAUUACGAGAGAUAUGUAUACCCACGAAAAUUCUUGGGGAAAUUGACUGAUUUCUUGAAUGAAACGUUGCACCAGAUGCAGCUGGAUGAAGAGCAGAGACGAAAGAAUUGGCUCGUAAAGUAUGGCGAGUUUAUUCCAAAGGAAUUAAGUCUACCUGGAGAUCAAAACCAGCCCACCAUAGUUGAGAUAAUUACUGAGGGUCUUGAGGACAUUCAAAAGGAAUCUGAUUCUGCAGAGCAGGAGUUGGUUCAGUUCUUGAAGCUAAUGAAAGCUUCGGAACCUGCAAGAUAA